Molecule: messenger RNA, 858 nt
Organism: Eufriesea mexicana
Lineage: Eukaryota; Metazoa; Arthropoda; Insecta; Hymenoptera; Apidae
Exons: 3
Coding region: 1-858 (285 amino acids)
Source: RefSeq, a predicted model, not a curated record
AUGGCCUUCCAGUUGGACGACCUACUAAAAGAAGAUAAGAAGGAUGCAAACUUAUUACCUGAUCUGAGCAAAGCAACUUGUAAUUCUCAAGAAGAAUUUCGACGACUUUUCGAGAAUUGCCCCGAAUUUAAAAUUAAACCAGAGAAGGUGAAAAAGGACGAUGCAAAAGUACGCGAUAAAGAAUUUUCCUGGAAGCCAACUAGAAAAGAAUUGAAAGCGCUUGGAAAAGAAUGGAACUAUGGAAAUCCAAUACCACCAGAUAUGAGAGAUUUAAACCUUCACGAAUUACAACAGGUUGCUAUUGAUUGGAGAAUGUUAACACCACUCAGACCAAAGCAUCGACAAGAUGAAGAAAUGUUUUCUAGAUUGGUGGAAAUGGGAAAACUGGAAGCGAAAACAAUCGCUAGAGAAAGACGAUCAGUUAUAAGUCCUAUUAGACGUAGUAAAAAUCGUGCCGGUAUGAUUGAAAGUAGCGUGAAAAUUUGUAGUGAGUGUGGAGAAGAAUAUUGCUUUGGUGAGUUUUGUGGCGAUGUUCUGUACGAUUUAUUUGUAAGGGUAACUAUUACGUCUCAACAACCGAAAGUCAAAGUAUCCGCUGAUACCGAAGCAAUAAUAGCUAAUAUGGAUCGUAAGAAGAAGCGCAAGAGAAAGAAACGAAUUAAAAGUAAAAUUAGAUCAUCUAGGAAAAGUGGUAGACUGUUAAUACGAAGUAAAGAAAUGAAAUCUAUAGCUAAUGAUCUAGGAAUAAAAAAUAAUAAAGGUAAAGUCGAGAACAAUGAAGGUGGUUCAAAACCUGUUAAACCAUUUAAAAGAAAAUGCAGCAAAUAUACGAAAAAAGGAUUUCGAAAAACAGUGUGA